Molecule: messenger RNA, 2824 nt
Organism: Penaeus indicus
Lineage: Eukaryota; Metazoa; Arthropoda; Malacostraca; Decapoda; Penaeidae
Gene: Herp
Product: homocysteine-responsive endoplasmic reticulum-resident ubiquitin-like domain member 2 protein
Exons: 7
Coding region: 134-1516 (460 amino acids)
Biological process (GO): endoplasmic reticulum unfolded protein response
Molecular function (GO): protein binding
Source: RefSeq, a predicted model, not a curated record
CAAAUGGUCGUCCUCCGAGAAUGAGGGAGAGACUCCGCGACGACAUCACGCCCUAAUUAAUCCCUUCUCGUCGCUCUCCCUCGGUGUGAAAGUCAUUUUAAUCCACCCACGGGCGUUCUAGUAAACUGGGGAGAUGUCGAAAGAAAUCGUCACCCUCAUCAUCAAGGCGGCCAAUCAGAGCGUCCCGGACCACCACAUUGACUGCAACACGGAGUGGUCUGUCCUGCAUCUUAAGGACCACCUCUCGUCAGAACACCCCUCCAAGCCUAGAGUGGAUGAACAGCGACUCAUCUACUCGGGCCAGUUACUUCUCGACAACAUACUUCUUCGAAACAUACUGCGAUACCCUUCUGAAAACAACUCUUAUACAAUACACCUAGUGUGUUCCCCCCCUCGUAACACUGCCAGCACCAGCCCACAACAGUCUCAGGCAACAGAGCAGAGGAGACCCCUGCCCCAAAGCACCCCGUUUGCAAGAAAUAGUGCGCAGACACGAGCAGAGACCAAUACCAACCAAAGCAUGACGGGCCAGCAGCAGGAGGGGCCUUUGGCGAACACAGAAUCGUCAGAUGGUGUUCGCCGGCGCAUUGUAGCGACUACCUCAGGGGGAAUGCCGGUGCCCACACAGCAGACUAUAGAUGCAUCUGCUUAUCCAUCCCCCACGCAGAUGGUUGCUAAUGCAUUCCAGGCUAGUGGCGACCCAAUGCAACAAAUGGCAACCAUGCAGCAAAUGUAUGCUCACUACAUGGCAUACAUGCAAUACAUGCAGAUGGGUGGAGGCAUGGCUGGUCUGGCCUGGCCACAGCAAAUGGUUCAGCUCCCAAGUGGGCCCAAUCCUCCAGCGUCCAGUACAACCACCACAACUGUGCCGACUGUGGAUCAGGCAGAGCAGCUGCAACGCCAGCAGGAGCAGAAUGCACCAGCAGAUCCUCAGCAGCAACAGCAGCAGCAACAGCAGCAACAACCCCAGCAGAUUCGAAUGAAUGCUCAAGGUGGUGAAGUAGACGAUGACGAUGAUGACGAGGGCAUGGGCCGUGACUGGUUGGACUGGAUCUAUGUUCUCUCGCGGAUGGUUGUGCUUCUUUCCAUUGUCUACUUCUAUUCUACUGUCUCUAGGUUCAUGAUUGUUGUCUGCAUCGCCAUGUUGUUAUACUUAUACCAAGCUGGCUGGUUCACACCUGCACGGCGAGUAGAGCAACCCCGUGAGGCUGACGAGAACGAAAAUGAAAACGACAACAUCCAGGACGAUAGAAACAACAAUAUAAACAAUAAUAAUAACAACAAUGACGUCCCUGCUGAGGCGAGAAAUCAGGGCGAAGGCAUUCUCGGAGAGGCGAGAAAUCCGGGAGAGGAAGAGGCCGGUGCUGGUGACAACCAAGGGAAUACUCAGGGUAAUGAGGGGACAGAUAGGGUCGUUGAGGAGAUACCUGUUAGGCCCUCCAUUCUCGCCCUCUCGUGGACCUUCCUUACCUCCCUUUUCACGUCGCUCAUCCCUGAACAGCCGCAAGUGAUUUAGGUGCUGCGUUCAGCUACUCUCUGCCAGUCUGAGUUGAGUGUCAUUGUCGGUCAAGGCAGUGACUGACUGGCUGAAGUUGCUCAUCUGUGCGGCGUAUAGAGAGGACGGAACGCCGGGAAGGACAUUAACCUAAGAGUCUAUCAACGCCUUGUUUGUUCUAGUUUAUUUGUAAGUAAGCACGGUUGCCUAUCAGUAUUUCUUUGAAUAUGGUUAUAAAAAAAAAAAAAGGAAAACAAUUAUUUGAACUGAAAACUGAAUUGAAGAUUCUCUGUGCUAAGUUAGCUGUCUAGGCAGCACAUGGGUUAAUCACUUUGAAAAAGAGGGUCUUCAUUCUCUAUAGAGUUGAUUCUGCACUCACAUUUGUCAAUGCUUGUAUUUGGUUGACAAAAGAAAACUAUAUAAUGGAUCACUUGGGAAGAUCACUUGUGUAUUUGCCAUGUUAUUGUCUACUAUGUAGCAUAGGGACAUAUAUUAAUGAAAAGACAAAAAAUAUUUAUAUAGAACUUAAUAUAUGUAUCAUCAGUAUGUAAAAGGUAACUUGGUGAUGGCAUAUGUUAUUUGCUUGUCUUUCGGGAAAAAAAUGUUUAUUACAAUUUUUUUCUGUAAGAGAACAAUGCAGGGAAAAUCCUGUUUUGUCAUGUCUUAAAAGCUUUAGUUUUACAUAUUUCAUAUUGGAUGUUGAAAGGUAACAUUUGUAAAAAACUUAAAUGAAGAUAAUAUGAUCAUAGGAACUAUUUCUAAGACCAGGGAAAAGUAACUUUUAUUAAAUCACAUAAAACAAUGUUGUUACCAGUGUUUAAAAAAACAAACAGAAUAUGUAUAUACAGACAUGAACAUAUGGGCUGACAUUAUUUUCACUCCUGCAUCUGUUUUCUAGUUUUCACGACUGAACAAUGUAUGGCCAGUGGACUUGCAAGGGUGAAUUUAAUGCCAAGACCACAAUACUCACUAUUUAUUAUUAUUAUUCUUUUUUUUCUUUUUUUUUUCUUUUUUGUAUCAUUCACCACAUACCAUUCACGGAAGUCAAAAUGUACAGAGAAACAAGUGUGUCUAUUGGUGUAGGGUGGAACUCUCCUUCAGUUUCAUAUUGCUACUUUUAUGCUGUAUUUACUUGAAGGCUUGACUGUUACAAAAUAACUUGUUAUUGUACUGUCUGUCUUCCAUGUUGAACUGAGAGAGGACACAGGGUUGACAUGCCAGAGUUUUAUUUUUCUUGUACUCACCAAAAGGGUAGUUUUCAACAUGGGAAAGAAAUAAAAAAAAAAAAGAGAGAGAAAAAAAAAAUUAAAGAAAAAAAUGAUGACAGCA